This is a messenger RNA of Caenorhabditis briggsae, 567 nucleotides long. The transcript has 3 exons. Lineage: Eukaryota; Metazoa; Nematoda; Chromadorea; Rhabditida; Rhabditidae. Gene Ontology annotation, biological process: lipid metabolic process. The record is from RefSeq and is a predicted model, not a curated record. Bases 1 to 567 code for a protein of 188 amino acids.
AUGUUCCACGGAGACGGAAAAGGUUUGAAACCAUUUUUCAAUCAUGGCAAAAUUUACGAAUAUUUCUACAAUGCGUUUCAUUUACUUUGGAAUGGAGGCAUGGAGAAAGGUGUCCGGGAAGUUUUGGGUCCAGAGACUCAGGAUUACGAAUUAUGGAUCACAGGAUUGUCUCUUGGCGGAGCCCUUGCCACCGUAACCUCAUCAUACAUUGCUCAUCUCGACCUAUUCCCUCCGUCCCGUAUAAAACUAAUCACUUUCGGACAACCAAGAGUCUCGGAUUACGAUCAUUCCGCGUGGAGAGAAUCAAUAUUUCCAUAUUCCUUCCGAGUCAUAAAUGGGCGGGACCCAAUCCCUCAUCUUCCACCAAAAAUUGGUCCAUUCGCACUUUUUCACGAUGGAACUGAAAUUUGGUAUCCCGCGGAAAUGUGGAAAUUAUCCAACUACAAAAUGUGUGCUGAAGCGGAUGGGGAUUACUGUAGCAACUCGGUCUUAUUGUACAAUAUAAUGGACCACAUCUUUUAUUUCGAAAUUGAUGUUGGGGAAUGGGGGAAGUUGGAGUGUAAAUGA